GGGGCAGGAGGCCUUUGCUUAUAAAGCCUGUGGUGAAGGGUAAGCACACUCAGCCUGGCCUGCCCAGUCCUCUGCCUGUCAUCCCCCAGCAGAUUUAGCUGCUGACAGCUGCCUGGGACUUUGCUGCCAGGCCCUGGCCCGGACUGCCACCUCUCCUCUCUUUCAGUGACUCUCCAGCCACAGACCCUCCAUGGACCAGAAGACAGAAGCCGCUGAGGCUUCUGCGCCUGCCUCCCAGAAUGGCGAGGAUCAGGAGAACCUGGAUGACCCGGAGAAGCUGAAGGAGCUGAUUGAACUGCCUCCCUUUGAGAUCGUCACAGGGGAGCGACUGCCUGUCAACUUCUUCAAGUUCCAGUUCCGGAAUGUGGAGUAUAGUUCUGGGCGGAACAAGACCUUCCUCUGCUAUGUGAUUGAAGUGCAGGACAAGGGAGGCCAAGUGCAGGCAUCCCGGGGAUACCUAGAGGAUGAGCAUGCAGCUGCCCAUGCAGAGGAAGCCUUCUUCAACACCGUCGUGCCAACCUUCGACCCGGCCCUGCGGUACAACAUCACCUGGUACGUGUCCUCCAGCCCCUGCGCAGCUUGUGCUGACCGCAUCAUCAAAACCCUUAACAAGACCAAGAACCUGCGCCUGCUCAUUCUGGUGGGGCGCCUCUUCAUGUGGGAGGAGCCCGAGAUCCAGGCUGCUCUGAAGAAGCUGAAGGAGGCUGGCUGCAAACUGCGCAUCAUGAAGUCCCAGGACUUCGAAUACAUCUGGCAGAAUUUCGUAGAGCAGGAAGAGGGUGAAUCUAAGGCCUUUGAGCCCUGGGAGGACAUUCAGGAGAACUUCCUGUACUAUGAGGAAAAGUUGGCUGAUAUCCUGAAGUAGGCAGCUGGGCACAGCCUCACGUCUGCCUGCUGCCAGGAGACAGCAGUGACAGGUAUGGCCUUACGGGACAUGCCUGACUCCCUAAUACCACUUGGAGCUGGACACCAUUCGACACCAACCAAUCCCACUGCACAAGGCCCUCUGAGGAUUCAAAAUACACUUCUCAUGCUGUAAAUCAUCUUAGCUGUGCAUCUUUCUCUAAGGCGGCUCUGGGGAAAAAAGUGAGUUGCAAGGAGAAACAGCAACCAUAUGUGGGUACCAGGCAUUAAUGGGGCUGAGGGUUCUAACUGCUCCCCAAAAUGGGCUGCGUAAGGCAAAGAGCCUCAGACAGUCCCAAGAUCUGUGCAGAUCUUUGAAGUAUGUCCAGAAAUGCAUUUGUGUCUUUUUCUAAAGAAAAGCAAGCAACAACAAUAAAAGAA
Messenger RNA from Pteronotus mesoamericanus, 1284 nucleotides. RefSeq names its product apolipoprotein B mRNA editing enzyme catalytic subunit 2 (gene APOBEC2). Lineage: Eukaryota; Metazoa; Chordata; Mammalia; Chiroptera; Mormoopidae. The record is from RefSeq and is a predicted model, not a curated record. Gene Ontology annotation, biological process: cytidine to uridine editing. Bases 191 to 865 code for a protein of 224 amino acids. The transcript is spliced from 3 exons. Gene Ontology annotation, cellular component: cytoplasm; nucleus. Gene Ontology annotation, molecular function: RNA binding; cytidine deaminase activity.